This is a messenger RNA of Balearica regulorum gibbericeps (East African grey crowned-crane), 2070 nucleotides long. NCBI's taxonomy places the organism in Eukaryota, Metazoa, Chordata, Aves, Gruiformes, Gruidae. The record is from RefSeq and is a predicted model, not a curated record.
UACUUCUCGGUCAAUGUGAACACCGGCAUUAUAAUGGUCAGCGAACGGAUAGACAGGGAGCAGCUCUGCGGGCAGAACCCUCGCUGCUUCCUCCACCUGAAACUUGCCAUCGAGAACCCAGUAGAGUUUUACCGCAUCGAGGUGGAGAUCCUGGAUAUCAAUGACAACCCUCCAGAGUUCCCCAGUGACGAGGUUUCCUUGCGCAUCUACGAGCUGGCGUCCCUGGGUGCCCGCUUCCCCAUCCAGCCUGCCCAGGACCCUGACGUGGGCACCAACACCUUGCAGACCUAUCACCUGAGUGCCAAUGAGAACUUCAACCUCAAUGUGAAGGCGCGUACAGAUGGUGGGAAGUUCCCUGAGCUGGUGCUGGAGAGGGCCCUGGACCGGGAACUUAGAGCUUUCCACCAUCUGGUCCUGACUGCUGAAGACGGGGGCUCUCCCCCCCAGUCCAGCAAGACACGCAUCACUAUUCAGGUCCUGGAUGCCAACGACAACCACCCGGUCUUUGACAGACCAUCGUACGGAGCCCGCUUGGUGGAGAACUCGCCACUGGGCACCCUUGUGGUGAAGUUAAAUGCCACUGACGUGGAUGAAGGGCCCAAUGGAGACAUCCGUUACUCCCUCAGCAGCCACAACUCAGCUGCCUUACGUCAGAUCUUUGCCAUUGAUGAGCAAACUGGAGAGAUCCGUGUCCAGGGCAACCUGGACUUUGAGGAGGCGACGGUGUAUGAGAUCGAAGUGGAGGCCAAGGACAUGGGGUCACCCACGAUGGAGGAGCACUGCAGCGUGGUGGUGGAAAUCACUGAUGUGAACGACAACGCUCCCGAGGUCAUUCUUACCUCCUUCUCCAGCUCCCUGAGUGAGGACGCACCGCCGGGCACAGUGGUGGCCGUGAUACACGUCAGAGACAGGGACUCUGGUGAUCAGGGCAAGGUCCAGUGUCACGUUCCUCCAGAUCUUCCCUUCCAGCUGCGUAAGGACUAUGAGCACCAGUACUCGCUGCUAACCAGCACCCGUUUGGACCGGGAGCAUAUUGCCUACUACAAUGUCACCGUCUCUGCCUCGGACCUGGGCAGCCCGCCACUCUCCCGCCACACCAUCUUGCCAAUCGCCCUGGCAGAUGUCAAUGACAAUGCGCCUCAGUUUGAGCAAGCGUCCUAUGAAGUGCUGGUGGCAGAAAACAACCCGGUGGGCAGCGUGCUGGUUACAGUCUCUGCUGCUGACCCUGACUCAGAGCAGAAUUCCCGCCUCUCCUACUCCAUCCUGCGAGCUGGUGGGACAGAUCCAGGCCUGGAUCCGACUCGCUACCUCUCCAUACAUCCCACAAGUGGGCAGGUUUCCGCCAAACUCCCCUUUGACUAUGAGCAAACCACCUAUCUCCAGUUCCAUGUGGAGGUCUCUGAUGGUGGCUCCCCAGCCCUGAGGAACAGGACACUGGUUCAUGUUUUUAUAGUGGACCAGAAUGACAAUGCCCCACGGGUGCAUUUCCCCAGGGCUGGGGAGGACUCUGCUACCCAGUUCCGAAUCUCCCCCUCCACCGCCCCUCCUGCUCUCAUCACCAAGGUGGUGGCAAUAGAUGCGGACUCGGGGCGCAAUGCCUGGCUCUCCUACAACCUCGUGGAAGCCACAGACCCAGGGCUUUUCAGUGUGGCCCUGCGCUCUGGGGAGAUCCGGAUCACGCGGGCCCUGCAGGAGACAGAUCCUUCUGCGCACGAACUGUUGGUGGUGGUCCGGGAUGCUGGGGACCCGCCGCUCUCCACAGCUGUCACACUGGUGGUGCUGGUGGAGGAGAAGGGCCCAGAGGCUUUGCAGGGCUCCGAGACUCAGGCCACAGACAGUGGGGGCUUACCCACAAUUACGCUUUAUCUGAUCGUGUCCCUAGUGCUCAUCUCCACCGUCUCGCUGGUGGGACUGGCCGCGCUGGGCAUGCGGUGCCUCCGGCGGGGCUCUGCACCUGCCAACCAGGGCUGCUGCGUGGAGAGUGUGAACACGCUUCAGCCCCCUCCCAGGCACAUUUUUGGGCACUUGCACUAUGAGCCUAAGCAAGGGGACACGGUGAUGGGCGUCCAG